Molecule: messenger RNA, 2160 nt
Organism: Paraglomus brasilianum
Lineage: Eukaryota; Fungi; Glomeromycota; Glomeromycetes; Paraglomerales; Paraglomeraceae
Source: the annotation of a GenBank genome assembly
AUGCAGCUCUAUCCACAUCAAGUCUCUAGACUGUUCUGGAAAGAAUUGUCUGCUCUGAAGAAGCAAUACACUAUUCAAAUUGCACCCAUUGACUACAGAGAGGCUACACUGGUGCUCAACUCAGCCAAAUUUCGAUGUUUUCCUCUCGAUGCACUUAGUGACUUUAGAUUGCUCCGCACUAAUCCUGAAUAUGCUUACUUUGACCGUACACACUAUAUAUCAGUACUUGAGUCCUUUGGAAGCAGAGUACUGCUCUUUUUGCGACCACGACGGUUUGGCAAGUCAUUAACCCUCAGUAUGCUGGCUCACUUUCAUGGGGUAGAAUACAAGGAUUGUUAUGACAAACUCUUCCAGGGCCUCUCUGUUAACAAAGAUGUCAAGGCUGGCAAGGUCAUACCUGGCCAGUACCUCAUUUUAUCUUUCAACUUUUCUGGACUCAACCAUUCAGAUGAUAUAAAGGUUGCUGAAACAGUACUCAACAACAUGAUUAAUAAGUCCAUUGAGCAGUUCUACAACACUUAUGCCUCCUAUCUGGGAAGCAAGACAAGUGAGCAGCUGAUUCAGGAUCUUAUUAUGCGAGAUGAUGCUAUUUCCAGUUUUGCAGAAUGCAUUUCUGUGGUUCAAGAAAAACUCCGAGCUGUUAAAGGAUUUAAUAAUCAUUUGCUUGGUGAUGUCAAAGGGAUUUAUCUCCUAGCUGAUGAAUAUGAUGCUUUUAUCAAUAACUAUCUAAAUCCUGAUGACCAUAGUAAUAGUGCCAGGCAUGCUCUUCAUCAGAAUAAACAGUCAUUGCUUAAAGGCUUCUGGGCUCAUGUGAAGCAAUCCAUGGGUUAUCAACAGAUUGAAAAGUGCUUCAUCACAGGUGUGUUACCACUCUCAAUGGCAGAUUAUACCAGUGGCUUCAACAUUGCAACAAAUGUCUCAUUCAGAAGAGAGCUCUUUGGGCUUUGUGGCCUCAGCCAUGAGGAUGUGCAUGCUGCUCUACAACUGCCUGGUCUCUGUGGCUCAAAUGUCCCACUAGUUCAGAAGCAUUUUGACAUCAUGAAACACUACUUUGAUGGUUACCAUUUCUGUGGAUAUGAUAAAGUCCCACUUAUUUUCAACACCAACACCUGCCUGGAAUAUUUUGAGAGUAUCCUGGUCAAAAAACCUCCUCAGCCAAAUAAUCCUUCAAACUCAGAAACAUCUGAGCAAUUGCUUCAGGUACUUGCUGCCUCACCUGUUGCAACCAGCAUUCUUGAAGAUGCCUUGAGUAAUGAUUUGACACCAGAUGGCAAUUCCUGGCAUGUUCAAAUCCCAUAUAAUUAUAAUGAACUGCGGAGGGAGUUCUGCCUUUCAGAUUUGCACACUGACAUCAUAGAGAGCAAACCUUCAUGGCUGAGCUUCAUGCUCUAUGUUGGAGGUCUUACAUUUGCCAAUCAGAUGCCUGAUAAGCAACUGCAGAUUCCAAACCUAGUUGCUACUGAACGUUUUGCAAGGGCUAUUUUGAACCACUAUCAGCUAUGUACAAGUGAUAUUAAGGAUGCUCUUCAGAAAUUGUCAUCAACUGGAGACAUCUCAAUGCUUUUGGGUUACUAUCAAAGGCUCAUGAGUGAGUGUGAUGUUAGUGACAAUGACCUUGAGAAAUUAGAAGCACAUCAUUGUGACAGCUUUCACUUUACACUUUUCAGGAAUCCACUUUUGCUAGAGGUCAACAGAGAGUUUAACACCACCAAGUCAACUGGAUCAGGUGGACAGAUUGACUUGCUGAUCAAGGCACUACCAACAAACCAUCUAAUAAUUACAGAGUGGAGGGCCAUCAGAAUUAGUUUCCUAGACAUUGAGCCUGCAGCACCAUCAUCAGGUCAAUAUCGAUCAAUUAACUUUCGAAAAGCAUCAAGACUGAAUGUCAUUUCAGAUGUAUCAGCAGUGCUCCAGCUCAAGUUUGCCCCCUAUGAUAAAUUUGGUCGAGCUGGAAAAACUAUUCAUGAAUGGAUUUUGGAGAAGAAUGGGCCAGGUGACCAGCUAGCAGACUACUGGAUCAGUUCUGAGAUUGUUGACUUGCGCAAGACAUGGAAAGCUCUUGCCUAUCUGGUUAUUAUUGUUGGUUCUUGUAAAAUUCUUCUCUGGCAGCUCAGUGAUGAGGGCAAAUUGCUGGGAGAGCCAUUGCUGGCAAGUCAAUAA